AUGUUAGUGAGGGUGACAUGCCUGGCAUACACUGUUCUUGCACGUGCCGGGAACACUGAACAGGAUGCAAUUCGAGCAGCUCAGCACGCUCUCCAGUGGUGUGGCCCUACAUGUGGAGACGUGGAGGAUCAGCAGGUUGUGACACCAGAAGGUCAUGUCCACGUUCGAUACCCGGCAAGACCAUGGGAAAUGCUGAGGUACCAGCUUGCUGCGGAAAUCCUUCAAGAAGGGCAGCUCACCUGGCCUGGCCUGUCCAGGAUCUGGUUUGGCCUUGAUGAUGACUGGACGACAGCUAUCUUCAAGAAGGUUCCACUCGAAGCCACAUCUGAGUGUUUUCCUGGUCACCAGUUUCUACGCAUGGCAAGUGCAGCUUACAAUUUCGGCAUUCCCAGCGCCGAAGAGCAGGAAAAAAUGAGAGCCGAUCUUGUGAAGGUUGAAACUACGGUUCUGCAAACUUCACUUUGUGGGGGUUGGCCAAUAUUCGGUUUGCUUGCUUUGCUGACUCCAAAUUCCAGUGGACAAAAGCGAGGAGUGGCUCCAUUCGAUGGAUCACCAGACAGAGAAGGAUUCCCAUUGGAGGUGCUGACCGGACCUGAGUUUCCAGAAAUUCUGAAGAACUUGAAAAACUGCACGGCGACCUCAUGUGUUCAGCUCCCUAGACUAUUGGAGGUUCAGCACAUUCAAUCCAUGGCAUUGCUUGGUCUGGGCACAUGCCCUCCUGGAUCAGUCAUGGCCUGGAUGGACAAGUUGGAACCAGUGCCUUCCAUUCCGCUUUGCGUGAGGACACAACAAGAUGUGGUGAGUGACACAAUCAAGCGCCAAGGAAAAUGGCCCGAGUGCUACGAGCUCUUCAGCAUCGUUGAGGUUGCUGGAUGGCCAGACUGCUUGGUGCUAGAUGUGGGGGCCAACUUAGGCAGCUGCAGCAUGGUUCUAGUGAGGAGCGGCUACCAGGUUAUGGCGUUCGAGCCCUUGCCAAGCACAGCGGCGUUGCUCCGUGCUUCCCUACGUUUUAAUGAGGCUUGGACAAACGACGGCAAAGGUGGGCAGCAGUUCAUGACAGAUGAAAGGAAUUCUCAGGUGGAGCAACCGAGUAACCAAACAAGCAUAGACCUUGGACCUCGGCAUCUCGUGCAACAGUUGCGCUAG
Molecule: messenger RNA, 1146 nt
Organism: Durusdinium trenchii
Lineage: Eukaryota; Dinophyceae; Suessiales; Symbiodiniaceae
Source: the annotation of a GenBank genome assembly